GCCCCCCAGGAGCCAUGGGCAGGGACAGACGGCCCCAGGCAGCCCACGGCGAGCGGCGCUGAGCCCGGGUGGACGGCGGCGGGACCAUGGGCUGCCGGCAUCGUUGGGGAGGCAUGGCAGCGGGCAGGGCCGUCGGGGCAGUGUGCUGGGGGCUGUAGGGCCAGGCGGCGGGCAGCAUGCUCAGCAGCCCCUCGCCCACCUCCCACGCAGCAGCAUCCCCUCUCCACGGUGGCAUGGGAUGAGGCCGCCCACCGCCCCGGGCAGCUCCGGGGACGGGUGCAGCCCAGGGCUCCGGCCACCGGUGCUCAGCCCCCCGUGCCCCGCCGCAGCGCCCCGCCGCAGGGCAGCGGCCCCGGGGUCCUGAGCCAUGGUCAGCCGCGAGCCCCAUCCCGGCCCGGCCCCCGCCGGCGAGGGCGGCCAGGAGAAAGCCAUGACGGUGCGCUCGGUGCUGCUCAACCGCGACUCCCCUGACAUCGAGAGCCGCCUCAAGCGCCGGCGCAACCGCACGCAGCAGGUCCGCUUCAAGGACCUGGUGGAGGGCAGCGCGGAGCAGGCGGCCAGCCCCACACCAGGGCCCACGGCCACCCACGGCCCCAACACCCCACGUGCCUCACCGCCCCCCAGGGAUGCCCCUGAGCCGGCGGCUCUCUGUGCCUCCCGGCGGAGCUGGCCCCAGGCCCAGCCGGGCUCGCUGACGCUGCCCAUGCCCAGGAAGGCGUGCAUGAGCACCGCCAUCCAGACCUCCCCCAGCCUCCAGAAGCCCUUCCAGGCCUCCCAGCCCCGCAGCAAGAGCGUCUGCGACGUGGCCGGGGACGUGGUGCUGCCCGCCGCCGCGGGGAGUGCCUGGUGCCCAGGGGUGACCGUGCCCACUGGUACCAGCCGGGCUGUGCCCCCACGGGCACCCAGCAGCCUCCCCGUGCAUGACCAUGCCGCGGCCCUCGCCCAGCACGCCGUGGUGUGCCGUGUGCCACCACCGCCACCACCGCCCAGGGAUCCCUGUCCCCCUUAUCCGGGCACAGCCGGCUGCCCUGCUGCCCGCUGCACCUCCCCGGCGCAGAGCUGCGUCCCUGAUCCUUGUCCACCACCCCCUGCCUGUGCCCGGCUCCGCGGGAACCCCGGGGGCAGCCGUGGGGCUCCCCCACGCCCAGCCUCCGUGCCCUGCGGUCAGCCCCGGCCGCCCACUGAGCCGCGGGGGCUCGGCCGGAGCGACUCGGAGCGGAGCCUGCCCCGUGGGCACCCACCGCCCCAGCCCUUGCCGUACCGCCAGCAGACCAUCCCCGCCACGGACACCCCCGGCCUCCGCCAGCCAGCUCAGGGCAACCCCCCGUGGGACCCCCCGCCACCCCAGCACCAGCUCUGCGGCACGCCGUGGGGGGGGCCCUGCUGCACCUCGCCAGCCCCCAUCCCACCAGCACCAGGCUGGCACGGCUCUGCCGCCACCCUGCCGGAGAAGACACCAGCUGCGCUCGGCCAUCCAGACCCCCACAGUGUCUGCAGCCGGCUACGUGCUGCUGAGCCUGGGCAUGGCUGGGCAGGACCAGAGGGGCCCAGGGACCCGCUGCCCCCAGCCCCCCAGGGCCCCAGUGUAGGGACACAACCGGCCGGGCGGGCACCAGAGGUCCCCUGGCACGGGCAGCCCUGCCUCACCACCGAGCAGUCGGAGACACUGCGCCACGUCCAGGACCUUCUGCAGCUGGUGGUGGCAGCCAAAGGGGACGAGGACGCCCGGACAUCUCAGGGAGAGGGCCCCCGGGGGCCCAGGGAGCAGGGGGACCUGCAGUCCCAGCUGCAGUCCCUGGAAGGGGUGCUGGAGACCAGCCAACAAACCAUCCGGGUGCUGCUGGACGUCAUCCAGGACCUGGAGAAGAAGGAGGCCCAGCGGGACGGGCGACACUCAUACCGGACAGGGCAAGACAUCGCCAACUGCGGGACCUGCCGGGACUGUGCCUGCAUCAUCUACAGCGUGGAGCACGAUUUCCGGCAGCAGGAGGGACGCUUCCAGCGAGUGCUGAGCCAUAUUGAGGGCGACACAACGCCGAGCUCCCCCGCGGCGGUGGCGGGGGCUGUCCUGCCGCCCAGGCAGGAGCCAUCGCCGGUGACGAAGCUGCCUGCCAAGCUGGACACAAAGAAAUCCAGGCGCAAAUGCUUCUGGUUCCUGUGAGCCAGCCGUGCCCAGCAGGCCGGGAGCACGGGGGCACCAUCCCAGCACUGACCCCCUGCCCACAUCUCCUUCCUCCUCUCCCUCCCUCUGACGGUAGGGUUUGGGUAGCACCAGCUUUUAUAUUUUUAACCGUUCAGUUUAAUGUAUUGAAGCCCCUGUGUAAAUAAGGCGAGGGGAACA
Calidris pugnax (ruff) is the source of this 2341-nucleotide messenger RNA. RefSeq names its product protein FAM196B-like. Gene Ontology annotation, biological process: inhibitory postsynaptic potential. The transcript has 3 exons. Lineage: Eukaryota; Metazoa; Chordata; Aves; Charadriiformes; Scolopacidae. Bases 368 to 2161 code for a protein of 597 amino acids. The record is from RefSeq and is a predicted model, not a curated record. Gene Ontology annotation, cellular component: postsynaptic density.